Eremothecium cymbalariae DBVPG#7215 is the source of this 993-nucleotide messenger RNA. RefSeq names its product Aim39p (gene AIM39). Bases 1 to 993 code for a protein of 330 amino acids. NCBI's taxonomy places the organism in Eukaryota, Fungi, Ascomycota, Saccharomycetes, Saccharomycetales, Saccharomycetaceae. The record is from RefSeq and is a predicted model, not a curated record. The transcript has a single exon.
AUGAAUGUGGUUUUAUUUAAACCAUGGCAACGUGCGUUCUCAACCACAAUGUUGCGGACUCUUUCUGGAAACCCCCCAGAUCCUACCCACAUCUUUACUGAUCCCAAAACCAAUAAGGCACGGGAACCGCCCAACUUCUUCCAGGAGCAGGCGUUUGGAAAUGGUGCUAUUCGUGAUAAAACGUCUUUAUUUAAACCAGGGCAGAACGUGUUGGCCGAUGCGCUAAGCACGUCGAUUAGGGAGCAGCAGAGACAUCGCAAGAAAACGGUUUGGUCUUCAAUUUUCGUAACGGUAUUUGGAAUACUCUUUGGCUACUCGGUAGGAUAUAAGGUGGUUUAUAAAGGGGAGGAGGUUUUCAUUCCCGUUUGGCCUGCGAAGAGGUCGAGACCGCUUAGUACCAAGGAUGCUGCUGGUUUAAAUAUCCAGGAGGUGAAGCGCAUUGUAGAAUUUAGAGUUUUAGAGAAGUUAUCAAUGCAUAAAAUGAUUAAGGAACAAUUUGGCGUACCGCUACGCACGAAUUAUGGCAGGAAGCCGCAGUCAGAUCAGUUUCAGGUCUGGUGCGAAGAUGAGGAUCCUUGCAUCAAAGGUAUAGUUAUGAGACCAAGUAGCUCACGUUUAGAGAAAACUGACGACAAGUGGCAUCGAAUACCGCCUAUUCUUGAUUGGAGAAUGGCGUAUCGACCAAUUAGCAUACAGCGUAUGGUGGAGAAGUUUUUGAGUGUUUUCGGCUUGCGCACAUCGGAUUUGUUCCAGGUCGUGAAUCCCGAUAAAGUUUUGGGCGAUUUCAAGUAUGAACAUCCGUUACCUAAACGGAAUGAACACGACCAUUCCAUGCAUAUCUGUUUUCUAGGUAAGAUGCAUUUAAGUCCAGAUUCCGUGAUAGUAUAUAAGGGACAAUAUCAUGUUGAUGCAAGGCUGGAACAGAUCGAUUUACUAAGGUUGGAGAAUGGUGAGCUUGUACGAUAUGUCCUACACAAAACGGAAAGUAAUUAA